GGUCAGAGGUGUUGAGUUGUGAAGAUGGCGGCGCCCUGUGAGCUGUUUUGCUGGAAGGCAGGUUUGGGUUUACCGUCAGUGAACACGGACUGUCUUAUCGUGCUGGCAUAUGCUCGCUUCGCUGGAGCUCCGCUCAAAAUCCACAAGAUUUCCAACCCCUGGAGGAGCCCCACAGGUUCACUUCCAGCUCUCAGGACCAGAGAGGAAGGCAGCUGCUCCCAACCCAGUCAGAUCAUCAUCCAGUUGAGGAAACAGAAAUACAAUGCAGACUAUGAUCUGUCAGCCAAAGAGGGUGCAGACACGCUGGCCUUCAUCUCGCUGUUGGAAGAGCGACUGUUACCCGCGCUGAUCUAUACAUUAUGGAUCGAUCCUAAGAACUACAUGGAGGUGACACGGCACUGGUAUGCAGAGAAUAUCUGCUUCCCGCUGAACUUCUUUCUUCCGAGUCGUAUGCAGAACAGACAACUGGAGCGACUUCGGCUGAUCCGAGGAAACGGUGCACUGGAGGCGGGAGAGGAGGCAGAGAAGGAGCUUUACGGUGAUGCUCUGGAGUGCCUGAAUCUUCUCUCUCAACGCCUGGGAUCGAACAAAUUUUUCUUCGGAGAUUCGCCCUCUUCCCUGGAUGCAUACAUGUUUGGUCAUCUGGCUCCACUUUUAAAGAUUCGGCUGCCCAACUGUCCAUUGCAACAGCACUUGAAGAAUCUAGAAAACUUGAACACAUUUUGCUCGAACAUUCUUAGUCUGUACUUCCCCAGUGAGGGCAGAGAGGAUGUUGGUCGUCCGGUAUCCAGCACACAGAAGGAGAGUGACUUUGACAAUGAGCCGUACAAGAGACGCAAACAGCUGCUGUCAGUGCUGGUUGCUGUGGCAGCAAUGUUGAGCUACGCUCUCCUUACUGGAAUAGUUGCUAUCGAGCAUGUGCAGGAGGAGGGGCCUGGAGGCCCCGCCUCACUCAGAGGCCCCACCCAUGAGGAAGAAGAGGAGGAAUGAAUGAAUGAAAGUAGGGCUUACUGUUAAGUGCACAAGGAUGGUCACUUCUACAUGGAGGAGGAACAUACAGGAACCAUAUACUGAUGGAGAUUUAUGUAUUAUUAUUAUUUCUUAUCUUGAGCUUUUAAUUGCAUGAUAAUCUUUGCUCAUUUUUUUUAAACUUUCCAUUGAGCAGUACAUGUUGCAGACACUUCUUGACUGAUAAUUUAUUUUAGUGUUGAUGAAUUUUUUCUACCAAAACCACAAAAGCAUAAUUGUUAAUUGCUGCUUUUUAAGCUACAUUAAGAUAUGCCAAGUUGUGAAAGCACUUACAACAAUACAUUGAAUGUUAAGAUUUCUUCACUUGUCAUCAACUGAGGGAUUGCCUCAACUUUCAUUGAGUGGACCAAAACAUUUAUAACAAUGGAGAGAUUUGAACCCAUUUAAUAGCUUUAUUGUCUCUAAUAAUGAUACAUUUUUGAACAUCAGCUGGUUUAUUUUUCUGCUGUUAUAAUGCCAAUUUUAUUUGCUGUCUGCAUAAAUCAUUCUAUCAGUACCAGUCUACUGUUAUACUGCUGUUAUCCAGAGAGAGAAAAACUCAUAAAUCUGAUGGAUCCUAUUUAGUGAAAUAGAAAAUGACCAAUAUUUAAUAAACUUGGAGUCUUAACGCUCA
This is a messenger RNA of Xyrauchen texanus (razorback sucker), 1642 nucleotides long. RefSeq names its product metaxin-1-like. Gene Ontology annotation, cellular component: SAM complex. Gene Ontology annotation, biological process: mitochondrion organization. The record is from RefSeq and is a predicted model, not a curated record. The transcript is spliced from 8 exons. Bases 25 to 990 code for a protein of 321 amino acids. Lineage: Eukaryota; Metazoa; Chordata; Actinopteri; Cypriniformes; Catostomidae.